AGGGACUCUGUUAAAUGGAGCUAAGACAGGCUGGCAGACUAUGCACAUUUCUGCUCCCCAUGCACAGGACCCACCUGCGGGGAGGGCCCUUCUCUUCUGAACAUCUGGGAGGAAACCUCUUCUACCAGCUGCAGGAUGGGCAGCGGCAGAAGGAAGGUCAUCUGGAUUCUGUGCUCUCUGCUUCUUCUGGAAGCCACCUCUGCCAAGAACAUCUGGAAACGGUCAUGGUAUGCGAGCCUGCCUAAGAAAUCCCACGCCCAGGAGGAGAAUGGGCCCGAGGAGCCCGAGGAGCCCGAGGAGGACAGUUGCCCGCCGCCCCCGCGCUCGCAGCCGCCUGGAGCCUGUCAGGUGGUGCGCUGCCGGGCCGACUUGGACUGUUAUUUCGGCCAACGCUGCUGCUACAACGGCUGCACCUACACCUGCCUGGAGGUGGUGCCGCCCCCGCCAGUUGUAGAUUGGCUGGUAGAGCCGAAACCUCUGUGGCUCGGUGGCAACGGCUGGCUCCUGGAUGGCCCUAAGGAGGUGUCACAAGUAGAGAUCUGCAGCACCACAGCGGACGGCGUGGAGCCACUCCUGUGUCCCACAGGCUAUGAGUGCCACAUUGUGCUACCGGGGGACAAGGCCAAGGGCAUCCCCAACCACGGGCACUGCGUCAAGCAGCGCCAACAAGCAGAUCUUCCUCCCUGUCCCUUCGUCUGUCCGUGACCCUGGCCUUCAACCCCAGCUCUGCUGCCUCCUAAGUGGUUGACCUUGGGGUCAAGUGCUUCAGUCUCUGAGCUGCAGGUUCCUCCUCUGUAAAAUGGGGCCACUUUAUGCUGUCAUGGGGAUUCAUUUAAAUUGUACAUGUUAAGGGCUGAGUAAACAUCUGAUAUUUUAUAUCUAUGUUUUGAACUGCCUGAGAACCCUUACUCUCUGCUAGGACCAUUCUAUGUGACUUAAUUAGUUUUUGUCUUCGGGGAGAAAGGCAAAUGGACCGGUGAGGGGCAUAAUAGCAUCAUUUGAGUUUGCAUAAUUUCCCCAAGAAGGGCAAGGACAACAGAGCAAGGACUGAUGACAGUAUCUAAAAUCCACGGGUGCCUGAUGCAAGACAUAAGGUUAAGAGGUUUGGUGUGAAUUCGGAAGAAAUGUGUGGCAAGCAAAGCAGCUGGAACUCCAGGGAAACGUAAGGUGGCUUACCAAAGGCGAACUGUUUGGAACUCCGGAUCCACACACUCGGGGGCCCACGCCCUCACGUCUGCAUCUCCGAGCUCACAGACAGCGCCCUCAGUCUCGUCAAUUGCAGUGAUCCUAUUGGCCAAAAGAACACACCAGAGGGCAUGGUCUGCCAAAGCUUUUUUUAUUUUUUUCUGACUUGAGAAUGUAUUUCUCUGAAGUGUUUCAAGAAAGACAUACACAUUAAACCAGUUACACCUUUAGCAACAUUAUCAUCGCAAAUAAUAAAAUUAUGAGACAUUAGAGCUGUCUUGAGAAUCCUGAUCCCUGGAAUUCUGAGCUUUGAAAAAAAAAAUUGCCCAUGAAAGGAUUUGAACCAAUUAGGCAUCGUUGCGA
Messenger RNA from Pteronotus mesoamericanus, 1548 nucleotides. RefSeq names its product WAP four-disulfide core domain 1 (gene WFDC1). The transcript has 5 exons. Gene Ontology annotation, molecular function: peptidase inhibitor activity. Gene Ontology annotation, cellular component: extracellular region. Bases 136 to 705 code for a protein of 189 amino acids. Gene Ontology annotation, biological process: regulation of cell growth. The record is from RefSeq and is a predicted model, not a curated record. NCBI's taxonomy places the organism in Eukaryota, Metazoa, Chordata, Mammalia, Chiroptera, Mormoopidae.